AUGGCGGCUCUUCCACCACUCCCUCUGCCCGCUGGCAUAACGUCGAGACAGGUUGAUACGGCGCCCCGUGGACUAUCUUUCCAUAUACUUGAAGCAGGAUACACCCCGGGCCAUGAUCGGCCGCUUAUCCUACUGCUGCACGGCUUUCCAGAACUCGCCUUCUCGUGGCGGAAAGUGAUGCCUCUGCUUGCCAGUGCCGGCUACUACGUCGUUGCUCCAGACCAGCGUGGCUUCGGGCGCACAACCGGAUGGGACACUCGAGAUUUUGACAAUGUCGAUCUAUGUGACUUUGCAGUGAUGAAUCUCGUCCGGGAUACGAUUGUGUUGGUUCACGCCCUUGGAUAUAAGGGGGUAGAGUGUGUUGUGGGCCAUGACUUCGGCGCCGUAGUGGCUGGGUUUUGUGCUGUUGCGAGGCCGGAUUUCUUCAGGCGGGUAGCGUUCAUGAGCCAUCCAUUCGUGGGAUCUCCAGAGCUCUCAAUCACUCAAAAACAAGAUACAAUCCACCAAGACCUGGCUGAAUUGAAUCGAAAACACUACAAGUGGUAUUUCUCCACACGGCCGGCGAACUCUGAUAUGAGCAGGCCAGAACAGGGCCUGCAUGCAUUUCUACGCGGGUACUUCUAUCUCAAGAGCGCCUCUUGGCCACAUAACAAGCCUAACGAACUUCAAGGAUGGACGGCCUCUGAGCUAUCAAAGAUGCCAGAUUACUACGUCAUGCCCCUCAACGCAACAAUGCCCCAAGCUGUUGCACUCCAUGUGGCCGCAGAUGGCGCCCUCCCUGUACAGGCAUCUCAAGCAUGGUUACCAGACUCUGAAUUGUCCGUCUACGCGGACGAAUUCUCACGUACGGGAUUCCAGGGUGGCCUGAACUGGUACCGCGUGGCAACUUCGUCGGUUCCGGACUACAAACGGGAUCUCGACAUCUUUGCCGGUAGAAAGAUUGAAUGUCCCUGCCUUUAUAUCGGAGGAGCAAAGGACUGGGGGACAUAUCAAGUGCCCGGAGCUAUAGAAAAGCUAGCUAACAAUGUGUGUGAUGACUUUUGUGAAGUCAUAGUCGACGACGCAGGGCAUUGGCCAGCGCAAGAGAAACCCCAGGAAGUUGUGGAUGCCCUCAUUGCGUUUAUCCAUUGGCAAUAG
This is a messenger RNA of Arthroderma uncinatum, 1137 nucleotides long. RefSeq names its product epoxide hydrolase. The record is from RefSeq and is a predicted model, not a curated record. The coding region runs from base 1 to 1137 and encodes 378 amino acids. NCBI's taxonomy places the organism in Eukaryota, Fungi, Ascomycota, Eurotiomycetes, Onygenales, Arthrodermataceae. Gene Ontology annotation, molecular function: hydrolase activity. The transcript has a single exon.